UAAUUUGCAAGUCGGCCAAAACUUGCAGAUAAACUUUUGGAUCCUACGCCAAACCUUCAUAACACACAACACGUAGGAUUGAAUAUGGCUUCAUCUUCCUCAUUUCGCAAUCACCGUAUCCUCGUUGCUUCACUGUUUCUACCUCACACCGCUGUACUUGGGCCAGAUCCAGCAGAUGAGCGUGUAUUAUCUAUAGACUACCCUUCCGAGGACGAUGGAGCUACGACACCAAUUGAACCCAACACACCAUCGGAAGAUGUCUCCGCUCCUGAGAGUGUUCGGACAUUCCAGAAUGAAAAAGCAUCGACCAUUCUCACCUCCUCGGGAUCCAUGACACAAUCAGCAGCAGGUUUUAUUGCAGGUCAACCUCUUAGUAUUAUCGAAGAUCUCAGAGACCGAGCUGCUGCGGGAAGAGAGCGUCCAGGAACGAGCAGACAGACUAGCCACGCAUUACUUGGACGAGUAGCUGCUCCUGGGUCGCCUACCCAUGAGGCCAUCCAUCCGUUCUUGACACCAGGAGGCAACCUGACAGGAGCGAAAGUGACCGAUGGGAAACUCAACAGAAAAUUCCAGCUGACACUUCCUAGUACUGGAAAUAAUCCGUCACCGUUGUCACACACGGCUGCGCCAGAUGGAAUUAAUGAACCAUCAUCAGUUUCAUUUUCCUCUCCCGCCUCUCGCUCUUCAACCGUGGCUCACGCAGCUGCUCUGAAACGCAACCUUUCUCGUCAGCGUAAUAGAAACAUCGUCUCACCCAAACGGUCUUCAUCUCGCACCGCGAAGCAUACACCUUCAGCAUCUAUUGCAUCAUUGGCCUCUGCGAGUUCUGCGGCGUCGUUCGAUUCACUAGAAUCUAUCAGUACACGCCUAGAUGAAGAGAUUGAAGAAGGGGAAGAGGAAUUCCAUAUUGCCCCAAAUCCGCAUGUCAACGGAGGUCUGAAAAACGCAAUAGAUUCUGUUUCGGCUGCUAUGAUGCAUGGUUUUACACCUCAGGCAGCCUCUGCACCUCCCACGAAAACGUCUUUUUCUGCUAAAAGCCAUGUGCCUGGGCACGCCCGGAGUAUGUCCUCAACGUCUGUUUCUGCCGCAUACGGGCAGAGCAGUGAAUUUAGCCGGCUAUGGAUUGGAUGUCUUGGGACCAAGACAGAUGAUUGGAACCUGAAGCUCAAGGAAAGAGUAGAAGAAGCUCUGCCCCGCCAGGAGGGUGGAGUGGAGGUACCAGUCUGGUUGGAGGAUAGUGUUUUUGAGGGAUGUUAUGAUGAAUUUUGUCAUCAGGUCCUGUGGCCAGCUCUUCACUAUGCCGUUCCCGAUGCACCGAAAACACGAUUAUUCUACGAAUCUGCAUCUUACAAGCAAUAUGUCAAUGCGAACUGGGCAUUCGCUCAACGUAUAGGAGAAGUGUGGAAGGAGGGUGACGUCGUAUGGGUAAACGAUUAUCACCUCAUGCUCGUGCCCCUCAUGCUAAGAAGCUCUGGCCUGAUUCCCAACACUGCGCCCAUAGGGUUCUUUCUUCACGUUGCCUUUCCAUCCUCAGAGAUAUUCCGCUGUCUGUCCGUUCGGGAACACUUGUUAAAAGGGAUAUUGGGCGCCGAUUUGGUUGGCUUCCAAACUGCAAAUUAUGCGCGACAUUUCCGCCAAACAUGCGGCCGAGUCCUCGGCGUCGAAACACUUCCAAGUGGGAUUGUCAUUGUCGACGACGAAGUCAACGGAGAUGACCCGACGCUCGAUCUUGAGCGAAAAGCCAAGGUCGACCUGGGACGGAAUGCUGGUGCAAAGGAUGGCGAAAGUAGCCCGGAAGAGGAACAUCCAAAUUCACCCGGUUACGUUCGUCAAAAACAGCUGCCGAAUCCCACCGCAGGUAGACUUGAUGCACUUGGAAAGGGAAGACUGGUCGACGUAGGGGUGUUCCCGAUGGGCAUCGAUGUUGCGAGACUCAAUGAGUGGAGAAUGGAGCCGGAAGUUGCUGAUUGGAUCGCAAUGUUGAAAGAAAAAUACCAGGGGAUGAAGCUAGUCGUCGGAAGGGAUAAAUUGGAUGAGAUCCAGGGUGUAUAUCAGAAGAUUCAAGCAUUCGAUGUUUUUCUCACCAAGCACCCUGAAUGGGUUGGUAAAGUUGUCCUCAUCCAACUAGCGAUUCCCAAUGCGCAGCCACAUUCUUCGAAUUCUCAUUCAUCGGGUUCCGCUUCAAACUCGGACUCUGAUUCAGGCGACAUCACAUCCGCCAUCAUGACCACCGUUUCUCAUAUCAAUUCCCGGUUCAGUACGCUCACGUAUCAGCCGGUGGUCUUACUGCAUACCCAAGACGUUGAUUUCAGCCAGUAUUUAGCUUUGCUCAGCGUGGCAGAUGUGUUCUUGGUUACCAGUUUAAGAGAGGGCAUGGCUCUCAGAACACAUGAGUUUGUUUGCUGCCAAACUGGAAGAGCAGAUGUUCAAAUUCCGAUCAGUGAAGGAGUAGUUGCAGAAGGGGCUUCAGGAUCUGAUAGAAAAGGGGUUUUAGUCCUGAGUGAGUUUACUGGUUCUUACUCGUAUUCAGGUUUUCGUUCUUGCAUUGCUAUUAAUCCUUGGGAUGCUCGGGGCACUGCUGAAGCGAUUGAUACCGCCCUGAAUAUGCCGAGAGAUGAAGCGCGGACUCGCUGGGAAGAAUUGCAUAACCAUGUAAUCACCCAGACAGCACAAGCCUUCGUCGUCAAUUUUUUGACAAGAUGCUUGCGUGCCAAUGGUGAACAUAUAUUUCACAAGGACAUAGAACGUGCAGGUGCAGUGCGAGUUUUAGACGAGAAGGCAAUCCUCGACAAAUGGAGCAGUCAAACACAGGGGAGAAAACUCAUCCUCGUCGACUGGGAAGGUACACUGAUCGGCGAUUACCUUCCGGCUGGCGCUCCUGGCGCCACCCCAGAAAGAGAGAUCCAGAAGGAAGAAGAAUUCAAAGCUGCAACCACGAUAUUAAAGAAACUGGUUGCUCAGGAAGAAAAGAAUGAAGUCUGGUUGCUGAGCGGCCUACCAAUCAAAGUGUUGGAGCGUAUAUCAAAGGAAGUCGGUGGCAGAAUUGGUAUUGUCUCUGAGAACGGAUGCUUCCUUAAGACGAUAGAACCCAGCGUGGCUGGAGGUACAGGAACCUGGAUAACCAUGGUAGCAAAUUUUAACAUGACCUGGAAAAGCUCGUGCCUCGAAAUUCUGAAUUACUUUUCGGAGCGCACGCCUGGCUCAUUCGUUGAAGAGCGCGAAGCUUCAGUGGUUUGGAGAUUUUGGACCGGUCCAAGUGAGGACUCUUCAGAUCGCCAGUGGGCCAGAAGACAAGCUGCUGAAGCACAGAAUCAUAUCUUUGAUAGUCUCGGUGAACGGUACGGCCUUCGCAUUAUUCCUGGAGCGAACUCUUUUCUCGUUAUACCCACCAAAAUCUCUCGUUCAACAGCCGUUGGGGCAAUUCUCCACCCCGAUGGACCUGCUCAGUCUCCAUUCGCUGGCGCGCGCCCUUGGAUGGCCAUCACUGAGUCGGAAGUAGUUCCCUCUUCAGCUCAGAUUGGGGAAAAAUGGGACUGCAUCCUAGGUUUGAGCAGCGAUGAGAAUUUGCUGAGAAGAUUAGCGGAAUUAAGCAUCGCUGAGACGUGCUCCACUAGCGGGAAGGGGACCGAUGCGAGUUGGAAGAUCGAGAGGGUUAGAGUACUGCCUUUCUUGGAAAGUCUGGCAGAUGUUGCUUGAGGGAUCUCAUUUGUAUGCGCGAGGACACUGUUAUUGUGAAGGUUGCUUUCCGACCGACAGACUGCACAACCGUAUGCAUAUGUAUAGAGGCGAUAUGUACACAUCUGUAAGUUAAUUCUGGGGUUACCUGACUGCAGGUUUGUCGAUCAGGCCAUCCACCUGUUGCUUUACAGCAACGGUAGCGGUAAAUGCAUCUCAUCUCAAAUCGAUUGCAUAACUGAAUAUGUAGCCCAAGUAUCCUCAAGUAAGUAUCCGCCUCAAGUAGGCGUCCCGAUCAGGAUAGGAUAGGAUAGGAUAAUCAGU
This is a messenger RNA of Lentinula edodes (shiitake mushroom), 3999 nucleotides long. Its product is annotated as glycosyltransferase family 20-domain-containing protein. Bases 85 to 3696 code for a protein of 1203 amino acids. NCBI's taxonomy places the organism in Eukaryota, Fungi, Basidiomycota, Agaricomycetes, Agaricales, Omphalotaceae. Gene Ontology annotation, biological process: trehalose biosynthetic process. Gene Ontology annotation, molecular function: catalytic activity. The record is from RefSeq and is a predicted model, not a curated record. Gene Ontology annotation, cellular component: cytosol; alpha,alpha-trehalose-phosphate synthase complex (UDP-forming). The transcript has 11 exons.